Molecule: messenger RNA, 3592 nt
Organism: Vespula vulgaris
Lineage: Eukaryota; Metazoa; Arthropoda; Insecta; Hymenoptera; Vespidae
Exons: 3
Coding region: 2146-3066 (306 amino acids)
Source: RefSeq, a predicted model, not a curated record
AUAAACAAAAAUAUUAAUUUUUUAUUUAAUUAUUCUGAAUGAUAAUUCAUGUAUUCUAUUAUAAACAGUAUUUUUUGCUCGCGUGUAAUAUUUUGCAUAUCCUUUUUUUUUCUAUACAAGUUAUCUACUCGCAAUACGAAACAAUAUUCGUAUAAAAAAAACAUUGAUUAUUAAUAUAUUGAAUAUAAUGUAGCGAAUGAUUAACAAAUUGUUAAUUAUUGAAAAAAUUGUAAUUAAAUACGGAUACAGUGUUAUUUCAAUUAAUGUAUAUCAUAUAACAUUUACUCAUUUUUUUUUCUUUUUCUUUUUCCCUUCUUUUUCGUUUUUUUUUUUAAUCGAUAUUUUUAGGAAGUACAUAUAUUUUCCAACGUUGCCAAACGUAAUUCAAUGCAACGGAAAGCGUGUAUACAUUCCCAAUUGCGAUUACUAGACAUUUAUAUUCAAGAAUACCGUGUCAGAAACUUAUGCGUCUUUGACGCGUAAGCUGCGUUAGGACAACGUUAUCACGGCGUACUUUAUUCUAUUUUCUGCGAUAUAUAUAUAUAUACACAUAUACAUACAUAUAUAUAUAUGCGUAGAUAAUAGGAGUGAAUUAUUCGUAAUAUUUGUGAAAAUAUUAUUUGUAAAUAAAUUUUGAUAUCAAGUUUAUCAAUUGUCACGGAAUAAAUAAAUUUUUGUCGAUUAUAUGAUCUAAUCUUUGAUCGAAUAUAAAUAUAUGCGUCAUUCGACAUUUUAUGGAUGAUUUCGUUUAUUCGCGCCGAACUAUGACGUCAGAAGAAAACCUCGGAAUCUGAUUGGCUAUCCGUAAGUACCCGUAACAGUAAAAUUCCAACAUCUUGAAUUUUUCGACCGUUGAUGUUACUCUCACUUCGGUACUGUUACGGCAGCCGAAUCGAGCAACGCGAUUGGUCGAACCUUACUGUUGUUAUUACAGAAAGUGUGUGUGAUGUGUAUGUGUAUUGUGUGUCAUACUAGCCUAACAUUAUUUUCAAUUGUUUCAAAGAAAAAUCUUUUAACGUUAAUAUCUUAUCUUUAGAAUAUAUAUGUAUAUAUGUAGUAAAAAAACGAUUACAUUAUUUAGUUUCUCUAUCGCUUUGACUUUUAUUGUUCUGAAAAUACAAAUAUUUCAUUACGAUAAAGAAAUUGAUAAUAGACCAUAAAACGAACGAAAGCGAGCGAGGUAAUACCAAUAAAAUUCAUUUAAUCAAUUUUUCUUACUUUUGUAAUAAUUACGUUCCUAGCAUGAGAAAAGAAAAAAGGAAAGAAAUUAAGUAACGUUAACGUAAUCGGUCAUCGCAUAACUCACAUAAACGGAAUGAUAAUUUUAUACAAUGAGUAGCAUUCGAAAAAAAAAGAAAAAAAAAACAAAAGAGGAAAAAAGAAAUGUAAAUCUUAUAUCCAAACAGGUCAUCCAUCUUCAGACGAUAAGACAGGAAACCGAUGGAUUCGAAACCGGUUUAUUUCAUCGCUUAUGGGAGAAAAAGAAAGAGAAAAAGAGAGAGAGAUAGAAACUAUUACCUUUAUAAAUAGAAAUUAUAUAAUUGAAAACUAAAUGUCUUGUCAAGGUCCAACAUUUCGUUUAACAAUAAUGAAUUCAGGUAUUGUUUACGACUUGUUUGGAUUAAAUAAAUAAUAAUAAUAAUGGCGAUGAGAAUGACGAUGAUGACAAAAACGUUGCCGCGAGCCUGGCACGGUAAUGGCGAGGGGUGACGGUGGGGAGUCUCUUUUAAUCAUGCACAGCCAGGGCCAAUGAUUCAUACCCAGUCGCAUCACAUUUGCUUUAACGUUUACGUUGGUCACGCCGUAGUCGUCGCGAAACCUCGUGAUUACGGAUAAUAUCCAUUCUAUUUAUUUAUUUCCUUUAUUUCUUUCUUUCUCUCUUAUAUCGUACCUUUAGAAAGAACACCUUUGUAACAACCAACCACAACUACAAUAACUACAACACCACCAUCAACAACAACAACAACGAUAACAACAAUAACCAACAAUCAACAACGUUAUACGUGUUUAACCCAAUCGAAUAAUGUAUUGCGUGCGAUCGUUACGUACUACACAACGUAUUCGGCAAUGUAUUUCACGGGCGAACAUCUGAUCUGAAAUCAACGGUGCAAACUGGUUACUAUUUCGGCUCUCGAAAACAUCAGAAUGCCAUUAUAUUCGAGAUCGAACAACUAUGCUUCGAAGCUAGUGAUCGUUCUACAGUUCACAGCUUGGAUCUCAGUUGGCAUAGUUCUUCUUCAAAAAGGCGUAACCUCCUUGCGAAGUCAGUCCACGAUAGAAACAAAAGGCGAUACGCAGGAAAGAAACGAUGCCACGAUCAGAUACUUAAAUGAUAAAACGAAGAGAACGGCGGAUAAAGAUGAUAUUUCUAACGAUAUUACGAAAUAUAAAAAAGAUUUAACCAUCAAUUUGAAAUUAUAUCAGGAAAAGGAAAAUGAUAUGUCGCAAAGAUAUUGGAAUCGACGUUCGAAUGAACGUAAUAACGUUGAAAAUAAUAUUAUGGAAGAUAUUAACGAUGAGCAUUCAAUUACAAAGAAAUUGAACGAACUCGGGCAAGAAGAAAAAGAAGAAGAAGAAAAAAAGGAAAAAGAAGAAAGAGAAAAAGAGAACGGUUUGAUUAAUUCAAGUGAAACGAGCACGCAACGUGACGUCUAUAAUUCGUCAUAUCAGUCGAAUAAGACCGAAGAUUACGAUAGUACCGUCCUUGAUCCCUCUAAAACGUUAAGUUCGACUGCAACGUCUAAUAAUUCGGGAAAGGAAAAAAAAAUACGUACUCGUUUGAAUAGUGGCGGUGCUGCGGCCGCUAUUGCUAUGGUCGCUGUUGGUGCUGCUAUGCUCGUAGUCGGACCUAUGGUCAUCGUUUUACGUGCUCUUGAUAAAAGACGACAAGAAAGGAGAUAUUUAAAAUCAUCGAGGUGGGACGAUCAACCGCCUACUUAUGAGCAAGCGACAUUAAUGAACGAAGUUCCGAGAUAUUCAACCUUAAAUUUAAAUGCCGUCCAUAAUUCCCGCGCUCCGUCCACAUCUUCGCGCCCAAUCGCAACUUCCUUUGAAAGAUCUCCUUAAGUUAAUUUAUUUUUAUAUUUCAUCGAUGCAUACGCGUGAUUUUUUUUCUCGUAUGAAUUGAGAUCUUUUUCUUUUCUUUUUUUUUGUUUUUUAUGUCCUUUUCUUAUUUGUUUUUUCCUUCUCUCUGUCUCUCUCUCUCUCUCUCUCUCUUUCUUUCUCUCUCUCUCUUUUUAUCAUGUCGAUGCACAUUGCACAUAUUAUUUUAUCUCGAACAUAACGAAAGCACAAUUCUUCCUUUUUUUUUGUUCUUUUCGUAAAUUAUCGAUAUAUUCUUUUGUAUAUUAUCAAUUAUUAAGUAAAUUAGAUUUCUUAUAGAGCGUUAAGUAAAAUUCGUUGAAAUUGUUUGCGCACGUACACAAUGCGUUUUCGAAAUAAUCGAAGGUUUUGUUAAUCGUGCCUUAAUAUUAAUUGACUGCCAGACAGUAUAUAUGAUAAUUAUAAGGUGUAUAUAUAUAUAAUAUUAGUUUUAAUAUAGAUUUAAUUCUUGUAUAAUGGAAAAGAGAUAAAAUACAUAUAUAUAUAUAUA